AUGUACUCGCAAUCUCGCAAGUGGGUCGCACCGAGAGUCCUCAAAGAGGACCAGAAUAAACGCAUGAACAACUCUCGCCGCAAAAUCGCACCAAACUCCAUCGCCUGGGAGCUCAACCUCGAUGUUGAGCAGCACAAGAAAGAGUUUGCCGAAAUACAACAAGCUCAAUUGGAGCGCAACAUCAAGUAUCACACCGAUGAUGCCGCCGAGCGGAUUCGCCUCGGACUGCCCGCAACGCCACCAGCAAUCAAACCAGCCUUUGGUGGCAAGGUCUUCAAGGGGAACGACUCGGCGGUGCUUUCUCGGAAGACUGUCUUCGCGCCUGACUUCGAGGAGGGUCGUGAGGUGAGACAUGCCACCAAUCAUGGAUGGAUCAAUAAGGAAAUCGCAGUGUGGCCCAGCAGGAUGGAGAUGAAGUACGAGGGAGAUGACCGUAUCUCUACGGACAAGUUGCACGGCCGCUUUCUUGGCGCACCUCGCACGGAGGGAAAUGAGACUGUCAAUUGGCAGCAGCGGUCCAUCAUUCCUCAAUACGCAAUGGAAGAUUUCUACUACCCUGUCCCAAGAGAGGAAGAAAUCUGGCUCCGCGUGCACUGGAUUCGUGAGCACCAGUUCUCUGAUAUGGAAGGCGUGGAGGCUUUGGGAAAGGAUCUGAUGGAUAUGCUCAACAUAUAG
Ramularia collo-cygni is the source of this 675-nucleotide messenger RNA. RefSeq lists its product as uncharacterized. The transcript has a single exon. Bases 1 to 675 code for a protein of 224 amino acids. The record is from RefSeq and is a predicted model, not a curated record. Lineage: Eukaryota; Fungi; Ascomycota; Dothideomycetes; Mycosphaerellales; Mycosphaerellaceae.